GUGAUUCUGUUUUAUACCCAAAACACAGGUUGACUGCAGUCCUCAUUGAGCCAGUCAUUAGACUACCAUUUUGGAAUACAGUGGACAUGUUGCACAUCAACAUCAGAUACAUCAAAUGGACCAGGACAACCAGCAUCUUUUGGAAAUGCCCCUCCCAUGAUUCCACCACCAUUUAUGGGACCGCCUGGUAUGCCUCCACCGUUUCCACCUAUGGGCAUGCCACCCAUUGGCCAGAGACCACCAAAUAUGCCACCUUUGCCACCAGGUAUGAUGCCACCAAUGAUUCCUCCAAUGGCUGGACCACCAAUGGGACAGAUGCCUGGAAUGAUGCCUCCCAUGAUGACGGGAAUGAUGAUGUCUCGUAUGCCAACUGCUCCCAUACAAGCAAGUGCACCUCCGCCAGGAGUUAGCACCACAGUGACAGAAGUAACAUCAGCUUCUCCAGCCACUAUAGUUCAGGUUACAAAUCCUACAGUUUCUAGCGUUCAGCAAAUUUCUACUACUAAUGAAUCUUCUGGAGAAGAGCAGACCAAAAAGAAAUCUGUUUGGACUGAACACAAAUCUCCAGAUGGAAGAACAUACUUCUACAAUUCUGAGACAAAACAGUCGACGUGGGAGAAGCCCGAUGAACUGAAAUCACACGCAGAGCAAUUAUUAUCAAAAUGCCCUUGGAAAGAAUAUAAAUCUGACACUGGGAAACCCUAUUAUUAUAAUUCUCAAACAAAAGAGUCUCGAUGGACAAAACCCAAAGAAUUGGAGGAACUGGAAGAAAUGAUCAGAGCUGAGGAAGAAAAUGGUGUUAAGGAAGCUUCUCUGUCCACUGUGUCAACUUCUGUUCAAGAGGCAACAACGACCACCCCAGUGGAGGUUACUGAGAAUGAAAUUACAACCACUGAAGAUCAUGAAAAGGAACAAACAACAGCUGUUGAGCAGUCUGAACCCGAACCUGUAGAGAUCAUUUCUCAGCCAGUAGAAGAAGUAACAAAGCAAGAGAUCCAAGAAAAUGAUAUUCCAAAAAAGGAGGAGGAAGUGAAAAAAGAACCAGUGAGGAAGACCUAUACCUGGAACACAAAAGAGGAGGCAAAACAUGCAUUUAAAGAGCUACUGAAGGAAAAGGGUGUCCAGUCAAAUGCCUCAUGGGAACAAGCAAUGAAAAUGAUUAUAAAUGAUCCUAGGUAUAGUGCAUUACCAAAACUUAGUGAAAAGAAGCAAGCAUUCAAUGCGUAUAAAAUACAAACCGAAAAAGAGGAAAAGGAAGAAGCCAGACUCCGCUAUAAAGAAGCAAAAGAAAACUUUCAGCGAUUUCUUGAAAACCAUGAGAAAAUGACAUCUACUACCAGAUACAGGAAAGCUGAACAGAUGUUUGGAGAGACAGAAGUGUGGACAGCAGUUCCUGAGCGGGAUCGACAGGAGAUCUAUGAAGAUGUUUUGUUUUUCUUGGCCAAAAAAGAAAAGGAACAAGCAAGGCAACUAAGAAAGAGAAAUACCCAAGCGCUGAAAAAUAUCCUUGACAACAUGGCUAAUGUAACAUACUGCACCACGUGGUCAGAGGCACAGCAAUAUCUAAUGGAUAAUCCAACUUUUGCAGAAGAUGAAGAGUUGCAAAAUAUGGAUAAAGAAGAUGCCCUUGUUUGUUUUGAAGAGCAUAUAAGAGCAUUAGAGAAGGAGGAAGAGGAGGAAAAACAACGAGGUUUGCUUCGAGAGCGGAGAAGGCAGCGCAAAAAUAGGGAGGCCUUUCAAACCUUCCUGGAUGAGUUGCAUGAAAGCGGGCAUUUGCAUUCCAUGUCUACCUGGAUGGAGUUGUAUCCUGCUAUCAGUGCUGAUAUUAGAUUUUCUAAAAUGUUGGGCCAACCUGGAUCUACUCCACUUGAUCUUUUCAAAUUUUAUGUGGAAGAUCUAAAAGCACGCUUCCAUGAUGAAAAGAAAAUAAUAAAAGAUAUUUUGAAGGAUAAAGGUUUUGUGGUAGAAGUCAAUACUACAUUUGAAGAAUUUGGUACAGUCAUUAGUUCAGAUAAGAGAGCAGCUACACUUGAUGCUGGUAACAUUAAACUUACUUUUAACAGUUUGUUAGAAAAAGCAGAAGCUCGAGAACGUGAAAGAGAAAAGGAAGAAGCUAGAAAACUAAAGCGAAAAGAAACUGCUUUCAAAAGCAUGUUAAAGCAAGCCACUCCUCCUCUGGAACCAGAAUCAAAUUGGGAUGAGGUUCGAGAGAGGUUUGUAAACGAGUCUGCUUUUGAAGACAUUACUGUCGAAUCUGAAAGAAAAAGACUUUUCAAGGAAUUUCUACAAAUUCUUGAGCAUGAAUGCCAACAUCAUCAUUCAAAGAGCAAAAAACAUUCCAAGAAGUCAAAAAAGCAUCACAGGAAGCAUUCUCGUUCUCGUUCAGCCUCAGAAUCAGAAGAUGAUGAUUAUCACCAUUCGAAGAAAAAGAAGCGUUCCCAUUCAAAGUCCCCUUCAGACAGAACCUCUAGUGAAGAGUCAGAACGAAGUUACAAAAAGUCCAAAAAACACAAGAAAAAGGGCAAAAAGAGAAGACGCAAAUCUGUUACUCCUGAAUCUGAAGGAGAACGAGAACGUGAGCGGGAAAGAGAAAGAGACCGGGAUAGACGAGAGAAAGAAAGAAGCAGGGAUGACGAGAAAGAAAGAAAUAGACACAGAUCACAGUCAAAGCACAAAUCACCCAGAAAAGCCACCAACAAAGAUACAGCAAAUUGGGAAACCUCUGAUAGUGAGCUAAGUGAGGGGGAACUGGAAAAACGAAGACGAACUCUCUUGCAGCAACUUGAUGAUGACCAGUAAUUAACACUUGUAUGUAUAAAUCAACCAAGUCAAAAGUUGGGUGAGGGCAGUCUUUUAACAAGUACUCAAAAGAAUUAAAUAUGAUCUCCAAUGUUUUGACACCUGUUGUAAUUUACAGGGGGUAUGAUGAUAUGAAAAUAUUACAGAUCCCGCAAACUUUCUUUCAAUAUGUGAGCAGUGGAGUUUCUUUAUUAUGUAGAUAAAUCCUUCUGAUUCCAAGAUCAACCAGCUUAAGUUUGGGUGCACAUCAUGCUACAAUACUUGAUAUUCAUUAUGGGUCUUAAAACAUACCCAUGAUUUCUUCAAAAAGCACCUGUACCCUUAUUAAUGUGUACAAGUCACUUCUGAUCUGUUUCUGUAUCCAACAGCAAGCUUCUGAUGUCAGAAUCUGUAAGCAGUUCACAAGUGUUUUUGGAAUGUUGAAGAUGUAAGGGAGUUCCAGAGUUUUGCCCAGAAAUUGUUUAGCUUGUUUUACUUCGAUUGUGGGAGUAACUACAAACAGUGGAUUUUAUUGUUUGGUUAAACUAUUUAUGCCAUCGUACAUUAUGAAAUAUAAAGAGAAAAUCCCUGGGUAAUCACAAAGGACAUAAACAAACUAGUCGUGGCUCUGAAGAUAGCAUGGCUCGAUGAUAGCAUUCAGAGAGAGUGAGCUACCUGCUAUUUCUGACACAAGUAGUUUUUCUGUAUCCAACUGAACAAAGCUAGCUCUGUUGUGAGAACUGGGACCUUUGUGUGUGAUGGCCAUGAAUCUAGACAAUUCAAUUUCAAAAAACCUGUUAAGUUUAUUAAAAUGGAAAGAAUAUUAGAUAGGUGUGCCACAAAAAAAUGUAGCAGGGUUUUUUGCUAUUAGUAAUUCAAAACUAAAUUUAUUCUAAAUCUUGAUAGCUUGGAUUCCUGUUUUAUUGUAGUCAAUUUUGUAAUUUCAAGGACAUUUUUAUUCUAAUGUCUUUAUCCAUUGGAAAACAUUCAUACAAAAAAAAUUGGAGCAUGAUGCAGCAAAGAAAUAAGUUUGUAUUUGUAGCAAAGUUCAUUUUCCCAAACAGUACUGCAAAUUUUAUUGAAGUUGUUCUAAAAUUUAAUUUUCCAAGGCAUGAAAUGCAGCAGAGGGUUUAUUUUCCAUCUCUGUAUAUACUUGUGUCUGAAAUACUUCAGUGUUGCUCAUAAAGGGAGCAGAAUAUUUUUGUAUGUUUUAACACAGAAACAUUAAAAUUUGUUUUCUGCUGAAA
Messenger RNA from Rhincodon typus (whale shark), 4025 nucleotides. It is a transcript of the gene prpf40a, whose product is annotated as PRP40 pre-mRNA processing factor 40 homolog A. The transcript is spliced from 27 exons. Gene Ontology annotation, cellular component: U2-type prespliceosome; U1 snRNP. NCBI's taxonomy places the organism in Eukaryota, Metazoa, Chordata, Chondrichthyes, Orectolobiformes, Rhincodontidae. Gene Ontology annotation, molecular function: protein binding; RNA binding. The record is from RefSeq and is a predicted model, not a curated record. Gene Ontology annotation, biological process: mRNA cis splicing, via spliceosome. Bases 157 to 2799 code for a protein of 880 amino acids.